This is a messenger RNA of Glycine soja, 1894 nucleotides long. Its product is annotated as TMV resistance protein N-like. Bases 16 to 537 code for a protein of 173 amino acids. Gene Ontology annotation, biological process: signal transduction. Lineage: Eukaryota; Viridiplantae; Streptophyta; Magnoliopsida; Fabales; Fabaceae. The record is from RefSeq and is a predicted model, not a curated record. The transcript is spliced from 3 exons.
AGUUUUGCAAUUGUAAUGGCUUCUGCUUCUAAUGUCAUCAUCCAAUGCACCUCUUCUUCUUCGUUUGAGUAUGACGUGUUUGUGAGCUUCCGCGGUGAAGACACACACAACAACUUCACCGGUUUUCUUUUUGAAGCUCUGAAAAAACAAGGCAUCGAGGCCUUCAAAGAUGAUAAAGAUAUCAGGAAAGGCGAAUCCAUAGCACCAGAGCUAAUACGAGCCAUUGAAGGGUCUCAUGUUUUCCUUGUUGUCUUUUCCAAGGACUGUGCUUCCUCAACUUGGUGCCUGCGUGAACUAGCACAUAUCUGGAAUUGCAUUCAAACAUCACCCAGACAUCUUCUGCCUAUUUUUUAUGAUGUUGAUCCAUCACAAGUGCGAAAACAGAGUGGAGACUAUGAGAAAGCCUUUUCCCAACACCAACAAAGUUUUAGGUUCCAAGAGAAGGAAAUUAAAACAUGGAGAGAAGUUCUGGAACAAGUAGCCAGUCUCUCUGGUUGGGAUAUCAGAUAUAAGCAGCAGAAAAUGUUGAGGCCAUAAUAAUUGAAAGGGGCAGCCAUCUUGGGACACCAAUGAAGGUCGAUGCUCUAUCAACAAUGAGUAGCCUUAAGUUUCUCAAGCUUCAAUAUUUGGAUGAAUAUUUGAACUGCAAGGACAUCAAUUUUUCAGGAACACUUGUUAUGCUUUCCAAUGAAUUAAGAUAUCUUCAAUGGAAAAAGUAUCCUUUUGAGUGUUUGCCACCAUGUUUUGAGCCGGACAAACUUGUUGGGUUGUUCCUGCAUCACAGCAACAUCAAACAACUUUGACAAGACAUAAAGCAUCUACCCAAUUUGAGGCAUUUGGAUCUCGAAUGAUGUAUACAACUCGAAGAGAUUGGUCUGUCCAUUGUUGUUUCACCAAAGCUUACUUCACUGAAAUUGAGAGAUUGCAAAAGUCUUAUCAAGUUGCCUCGGUUUGGAGAGGACCUAAUUCUUGAAGAGCUAGAUCUCGAAGGAUGUCAAAAACUCAGACACAUUGAUCCAUCAAUCGGUCUUCUAAAAAUGCUCACUUAUUUGAAUUUGAAAAACUGCAAAAGUCUAGUAAGCUUACCCAAUAGCAUACUAGGCAUCAAUUCUCUUGAAUAUUUGAAUCUCUCUGGCUGUUCAAAACUGUACAACACCGAGUUAUUACAUGAACUAAGGGAUGCAAAGCAAUUGAAGAAGAUUGAUAUAGAUGGAGCUCCUAUUCAUUUCCAAUCAACGUCUUCCUACUCCAGAGAACAUAAAAAAUCAAUUAGUUGCUUAAUGCCUUCCUCCCCAAUAUUUCCAUGUAUGAGUAAACUUGAUCUAAGUUUCUGUAAUUUAGUUGAAAUCCCUGAUGCUAUUGGAAUUAUAUGUUGCUUAGAAUGGCUAGAUUUAAGUGGUAACAAUUUUGCUACACUGCCCAACCUCAAGAAGCUUUCCAAACUGUUCGGUUUAAAAUUACAACACUGCAAGCAGUUGAAAUCUUUGCCUGAGCUCCCUUCACGGAUUGGCUUCGUAACUGAUUCAUCGUAUUGUGCACUAAGACAACCAGGAUUAUACAUUUUUAACUGCCCAGAAUUAGUUGAUAGGGAACGCUGCACUGACAUGGCUCUUUCAUGUAUGAUGCAAUUGCGUGAGGUUUGCAUGUUCCUCCUUUGCUCCUUCCAUCUCUUUCUCUCUCCUUUUUUGUGUAUAGGAAUCAGGAAAUAACAUAUAGAUGUCUAUGCUGUACCAGGUGAGAUUGUUCCCUUUAUGUUAUUACCAUUUUGGAGGUGUUAGUCCAGGAAGUGAAAUACGAAGGUGGUUCAAUAAUGAGCAUGAGGGAAAUUGUGUAAGCUUAGACGCAUCUCCUGUUAUGCAUGACCAUAAUUGGAUUGGCGUUGCGUUUUGUGCAA